UUUAAACCCUAGAUUCAACAUUCUUCAGCGCCUCAAACGCAACACGCACUGUAAUUGUGCGAGGAUCGAUAGAGAGCAGCAGCAGCAGCAGCUUCUGGAAAUGAGCUACAAAUUCCAUCAGUUUCAGGUUGUAGGCAGAGCCCUACCUACGGAGACAGAUGAGCAUCCGAAGAUCUACCGUAUGAAGCUUUGGGCCACAAAUGAAGUCCGUGCUAAGAGCAAGUUCUGGUACUUCUUGAGGAAGCUAAAGAAGGUAAAGAAGAGCAAUGGUCAGAUGCUUGCCAUUAAUGAGAUUUUUGAGAAAAACCCGACAACAAUCAAGAACUACGGGAUUUGGCUGAGAUAUCAAUCGAGGACUGGGUAUCACAACAUGUACAAGGAGUACAGGGACACAACCCUAAACGGUGCAGUCGAGCAGAUGUACACGGAGAUGGCUUCUCGUCACAGGGUGCGUCACCAUUGCAUCCAAGUCAUCAAGACAGCAACCAUUCCAGCAAAGCUUUGCAAAAGAGAGUCUACAAAGCAAUUCCACAACUCUAAAAUCAAGUUCCCAUUGGUCUUCAAGAAGGUUAGACCUCCAACUAGAAAGCUCAAGACCACAUACAAGGCUUCAAGGCCUAAUCUCUUUGUCUGAGUUGACUCACUUUCAUUGCUUUUGGAAUUUUCAUUUGAAAUCACAUGUUAAUUGCUGACAUAUGUUGUCUUAAAUGGAGAUUAAAUGGUGUUAUUGCCUUUGAGAAUUAUACCAAAUCUAUGGUCAUCAUUUUGUUGCAUUAAA
This is a messenger RNA of Cynara cardunculus var. scolymus (artichoke), 778 nucleotides long. Its product is annotated as 60S ribosomal protein L18a-2-like. The record is from RefSeq and is a predicted model, not a curated record. The transcript is spliced from 4 exons. Gene Ontology annotation, biological process: translation. Gene Ontology annotation, cellular component: ribosome; cytosolic large ribosomal subunit. Lineage: Eukaryota; Viridiplantae; Streptophyta; Magnoliopsida; Asterales; Asteraceae. The coding region runs from base 101 to 634 and encodes 177 amino acids. Gene Ontology annotation, molecular function: structural constituent of ribosome.